Elaeis guineensis (African oil palm) is the source of this 960-nucleotide messenger RNA. RefSeq names its product RNA-binding protein involved in heterochromatin assembly dri1. The record is from RefSeq and is a predicted model, not a curated record. Gene Ontology annotation, cellular component: cytoplasm. Gene Ontology annotation, molecular function: mRNA binding. NCBI's taxonomy places the organism in Eukaryota, Viridiplantae, Streptophyta, Magnoliopsida, Arecales, Arecaceae.
GAAAAGAGAACAUCCCCGGGCCUCCACACACAUCUUGAUUCGCAAUUAUUGAGGCCCGCGAGUAUAAAAGCCCCCACAAACCCCCACCCUAAACGACAGCAGCACACAAGCUCACAAGCCAUCCUCUCUUCUCCGACUCCUCCCCAGCAUUCCCUCUCUAUCGCUUCCUAGGGUUUGAGAAGAUGAACAGGAAACCAGGAGACUGGAACUGCAGGUCCUGCCAGCACCUCAACUUCAGCCGGCGCGAUUCAUGCCAGCGUUGCGGCGAGCCCAGGUCCAGCAGCGACCGCUCUGACUAUGCCAGCUUUGGUGGCGGCGGCGGCGGCGGCGGCGGCGGCCGGGCCGGCUCCUCCUUUGGCUUCAGCGGAUCCGAUGUCCGGCCGGGAGACUGGUACUGCUCAUGCGGCGCCCACAACUUCGCGAGCCGCUCCAGCUGCUUCAAGUGCGGUGCGUUCAAGGAGGACUCCGCCGUCGGCGGUGGUUUCGAGGGCGAUGUGCCGCGCUCCCGGGGGUUUGGCUUCGGCGGUGGUCGUGCCGCCUGGAAGUCUGGAGACUGGAUUUGCACCAGGUCGGGCUGCAAUGAGCACAACUUUGCGAGCAGGAUGGAGUGCUUUCGGUGCAAUGCACCUCGGGAGUCUGGAACUGAAGUCUAAGGAGUAGACCAAGUGAGAUAAGAUGAACAUGAGACAUGAAAUCAUAUGAUAUAGUAGUAAUCUCAAGUAUCACUAGCUUUGUUCCUAGCCAACUUUUUACUUUUCUUCUUAGAAAAAAAGGAAAAUCUUCUUCUUCUUUUUUUUUCGUUUUUCUUCUUUUGGUUUUAAUGCCCCUAAUGGAACCAUGGCUGAACACCCAUCUUCCAUGUGGGAGUGUCCUGUCCCAGUUUUUUGUUCGCUUCUGAAGUUGUAUGCCUACCUUCCUUUGCUUUAGAAGUAUAAUUAUCUAGUUGUGUUGUUGCCUCUC